UGCACGGCACAGUUUGAGGCUGCCUGGUGUUUGACCAACUUAACCUCGGAUGAUCCACAAAUCACUGCCUUUGUGGUGUCAUGCGAUGCCAUCUCACCCCUGAUACAGUGCCUCAGCAACAGUGCAGUUGAGCUUCAAGAACAGGCGGUAUGGGCGCUGAGUAACAUUGCCGGUGACAAUGAACAAAUGCGUGACCGCGUCCUGAGCAUGGGCGCCCUCGAUCAAGUGCUGAGGCUCAUUGUGACGGGCGAAGUCGACUCGUUGAUCAAAACCGCCGUGUGGACCCUGGCCAACCUGUGUCGUGGCCGCCGACCCUUGGUUAACCUUGAAAUCAUGAAGCCUGCCCUCAGUGUCUUGCACCGCCUGGUGUACAGCAAUGACCCCGAGAUUCUCAAAGAUGCAUGCUGGAGCUUGAGCUACUUGGCUGACGGCACCGACGAGCGAGCCGAAGCCGUCAUCCUGGCCGGUGUUGUUGGGCCUCUUGUGUCGUUGCUCAGCCAUCCGUCCUUUGCCGUGGUCUCCCCUGCACUGCGUGCGCUUGGCAACAUCGCCUCGGGCAACGACCGACAGACACAGAUUGUGCUGAAUAAUCACAUUUUGCCCGCGCUUCGAACCCUAUUAAGCUGCUCACGAGAGAACAUUCGAAAGGAAGCUUGCUGGGUUGUCUCGAACAUUUGCUGUGGCACUACUUUCCAAGUCAAAGAAGUGGUGGCCGCCAAUAUUUUUCCUCAAAUCUUCAAGCUCGUGCACGAAGGCAUGUUCAAGACACAAAAGGAGGCCACCUUUGCCAUUGCCAACGCAACACAAUCGGGCACUCCAGAGCACCUGCGAUACAUGGCCUCCAAGGGAGCCAUCCCGGCUCUGUGCUCGAUGCUUGACAAGGAGGACCCAAAGAUUAUUGCUACGGCGCUCGAUGGUCUUGAUAACCUCCUGCAACUGGGCCAUCGCAGUCGGCACGAGCCAAACGAAUUUCACGACCUCAUCGAAAACUGUGGUGGCAUUGAUAUGCUACAGGACCUGCAGACACACGAGAGCGACGAUCUGGCUGAACGGGCGAGCCGGCUGAUCGAAACCUACCUUCAGUGGGACGAUGAA
Monosiga brevicollis MX1 is the source of this 1095-nucleotide messenger RNA. RefSeq lists its product as uncharacterized. Gene Ontology annotation, cellular component: nucleoplasm; nucleus. Gene Ontology annotation, biological process: NLS-bearing protein import into nucleus. Gene Ontology annotation, molecular function: protein binding; nuclear import signal receptor activity. The transcript is spliced from 11 exons. The annotation marks the transcript as partial. The record is from RefSeq and is a predicted model, not a curated record. Lineage: Eukaryota; Choanoflagellata; Craspedida; Salpingoecidae.